Molecule: messenger RNA, 474 nt
Organism: Penaeus chinensis
Lineage: Eukaryota; Metazoa; Arthropoda; Malacostraca; Decapoda; Penaeidae
Product: ice-structuring glycoprotein-like
Exons: 2
Coding region: 1-474 (157 amino acids)
Source: RefSeq, a predicted model, not a curated record
AUGUCACGACUUCGUAGACUCAUCGCUCCGUCACCACCACCGACCUCUUCACCACUUACUCCUUCCAAAGAAUAUAAACAGACAAAUAAAUGCAUAUCACUAUCCACCCACAUUCUCACUACCUUCAACAACUCCACACAUCACUCCGUCACCACCACCACCUUAAGCCCGCUCACCACCACCGCCCUCACCACCACCGCCCUCACCACCACCGCCCUCGCCACCACCGCCCUCACCACCACAGCCCUCACCCCCACCGCCCUCGCCACCACCGCCCUCGCCACCCCCGCCCUCACCACCCCCGCCCUCACCCCCACCGCCCUCACCCCCACCGCCCUCGCCACCCCCGCCCUCACCCCCACCGCCCUCACCCCCACCGCCCUCGCCACCACCGCCCUCGCCACCACCGCCCUCACCACCACCGGAAACGGAGGGCGUCGCGGAGUAUAUCUCAGGCCCGAGUUUUAUCUAUGA